Schistocerca americana (American grasshopper) is the source of this 2142-nucleotide messenger RNA. RefSeq lists its product as uncharacterized. Gene Ontology annotation, biological process: chromatin remodeling. The transcript is spliced from 3 exons. Gene Ontology annotation, molecular function: catalytic activity. Gene Ontology annotation, cellular component: nucleus. The record is from RefSeq and is a predicted model, not a curated record. Lineage: Eukaryota; Metazoa; Arthropoda; Insecta; Orthoptera; Acrididae. The coding region runs from base 1 to 2142 and encodes 713 amino acids.
AUGUGUCCAAAGUACAUUGACGAUGCCCAAGAGGUUGAUUUCAUCCGUAAGACUGCCGUAAUUGACAGAGAGCUCCAUCGUUUGAAUGUUGACAUCGCGGGACUGCAGGAGACGCGGCUUCCAGAUGCGGGCUCUAUCAGGGAGGAUAAUUACACAUUCUUCUGGCAGGGGAAGUCUCAAGACGAGCCAAGACUUCAUGGCGUAGGAUUUGCUGUUAAAAACGCCCUCCUGGACUGUACUGUGCCACCAUCCGGUGGAACAGAGCGAAUUAUUGAUUUGAAAAUAUGCUCCUCAAGUGGCACUGUCAACAUCCUAAAUGUGUACGCUCCUACCUUAUCAUCCUGCAUGGAAGAGAAGGAUCUGUUUUAUGAUUUACUCAGUGACAGAAUAGCCAAGGUACCUAGCACCGAGACACUGUAUAUUCUAGGGGACUUUAAUGCUAGAGUUGGAUCAGAUAACGAAAUAUGGCCGAAUUGCCUGGGACAUCAUGGGGUGAGAAAAAUGAAUGAAAAUGGCCAGAGACUGCUUGAAGUUUGCUGCUUUUAUGGACUCUGUAUCACAAACACAUAUUUCCAGCUUAAGGGUCAGCACAAGGUGUCUUGGAGACACCCGCGCUCUCAUCACUGGCAUCAACUUGACUUAGUCAUAGCUAGGCGUACUGGUCUCAGAAAUGUGCUACUGACACGAAGUUAUCAUAGUGCUGAUUGCAACACAGACCACGCCCUAGUGGCGUGCACAUUGAGGCUCACUCCUAAGAAAUGUCACCACGCUAAACCGAGAGGUCAUCCCCGUAUCAACACAGAUCAUGUUCAUGACACACAAAGAAAGCAGGAUUUUGCCAGUAAUUUUGAAAGUGCUUUCCCAGGAAACGUGCAAGCAGAAUGGAAUGUUGAUAAGAAAUGGGCAAAACUCUCGGGUACAAUCUACAACUCAGCAGUACUGGCCUAUGGAAUAAAAGGAAAAAGAAACAAGGACUGGUACGAGCAAAAUUUGGAAGAAAUGGAACCAGUCACUGAGGCUAAACGGAAAGCCCUGCUUGCUUACAAAAGAAACCCAAAUGAAAGAACUCGAGAUGACCUACGAAAAGCAAAGAACAGGGCACAGCAAACAUCCAGGAGAUGCGCAAAUAACUACUGGCUGAAUUUAUGUGUAGGUAUACAGAAAGCGGCCGACUCUGGGAAUGCUAAGGCAAUGUACGAUGGUAUUAAGAAAGCAAUUGGACCAACUGUCAGGAAAACAGCUCCUCUGAAGUCCAAGACGGGUGAAGUCAUUACUGAUGAAGGCAAACAAAUGGAACGCUGGGUUGAACACUACCUCGAGUUGUAUGCAGUCGAGAAUGAAGUUAGCAAGGAUGCAUGUGACGCCAUCAAACAAAUGCCAGUUAUGGAAGAACUAGAUGCAAUGCCUACUAUGGAAGAACUUAGUAGAGAAAUAGAUUCUCUUGCUAACGGAAAGGCCCCAGGUGAAGAUGGGAUCCCUGCAGAGGUUAUUAAGUAUAACAAGCCUGUUCUUCUCAAACAUUUAUAUUCACUUAUCACAACCAGCUGGGAAGAAGGUUAUGUCCCGAUGAAACCGCCCCCUCUGCUGCUGCUGCUGCUGCUGCUGCCGCUGCUGCCACGGCCUUGCCGCCGCCGCCGCCGCCGCCGCUCCACGCCCACCAACAUAGACACAAAUCAGUUUGGUUUAUCUGGCGUCGCGAGGAGCGCGCCGCCCGCCCUCCGGGGAGGAGUUAGGGGUGCGAAGGGGGCGGGGGAGGGGGAUGGGGCGCGCGUCGUGGGAGGAGGGUGGCGGAAGGAGUUGGGGAGAAUCGAACAACAGCGCAAACAAAACAGGGUAGUCCCCGGGGAUUCCCCUCCCCCUUCCCCAGCGGGUGGGGAGUACGAGAGGUGGAGACCCGGGUGGGUGGUGAGCUCCACCCCAAAAGGGGAGCCAGACGGCGGAGCGGGUAGACGCAAGACCGAUGGCGCGACCGGCGCCAAAUUGAAAGUGGCGCCCAGGCGCUGGACUCGCGUGGCGGCACUCACUUGGCGUGCCGACGACCCCGCCAAACGGACCCGAGCUGCCCGACUCGCCUGCCGACUGACUGACACUACUGCUCUGCCCUCCGACUCAGCUUGGAGGACGAACAACUGGAACGGAUGA